UGGAUUUACAGAAGUUCAGUGUUCAGAGAGAAGGAGGAGGAACCGCCAUGGCUUAUCAAGCUUUGCGCAACAAUGGCGGCCGUGUCGGUGCAUCAUCAACGUUCAAGCUAUUUGCAUCCGCCAUUACAGUUUCUAUAUUACUCUUCUUUACUAUCUGUAUCUCAACCACUUCAUCGGCUAAUCCUUCCGACUUCGAUAAGGGUUUAUCUACUUCGUAUGGAGUUGGUUCCAUCGGGAGGAGUAUGCUUGCGGUUAAAUCAGAUCCUUUAAAGCCUAAGAUAGAUCAGAUCAGAAAACAAGCGGAAGAUCAUAGAUCUCAAGUUCAAUCCUAUGCUUCUUAUGCGCGAAAACUCAAGCUCGAGAACUCGAAACUCGUGAGAGUUUUUGCUGAACUCUCUCGUAGUUACACGGAUCUGAUAUCAAAACCUAAUCAUCGUUCUUUAUUUGCAUCCGAUGUGAACUCGAUUGAUGAGUCCGCACUUCGUCAGUUCGAAAAGGAUGUCAAGGAACGGAUCAAGGUCACGCGUCAAAUUGUUGCGGAAGCGAAGGAGUCGUUUGAUAAUCAACUCAAGAUCCAGAAGCUGAAGGACACUAUAUUCGCUGUAAACGAGCAAUUGACGAAGUCUAAGAAGCAAGGUGCGUUCUCAAGUUUAAUUGCGGCGAAAUCAAUUCCGAAGAGUUUGCAUUGUAUCGCGAUGAGGUUAAUGGAGGAACGAAUUGCGAAUCCGGAGAAAUACUCCGACGAGGGGAAACCAUUAGCAGCAGAAUUAGAGGAUCCAACGCUUUAUCACUAUGCUAUAUUCUCUGAUAAUGUGGUUGCUGCUUCAGUUGUGGUGAAUUCAGCUGUGAAGAACCAGAAAGAUCCAUCCAAACACGUGUUUCAUGUGGUAACAGAUAAGAUGAAUCUAGGCGCGAUGCAGGUUAUGUUCAAGAUGAAGGAUUACAAUGGCGCACACAUUGAAGUGAAAGCGGUAGAAGAUUACAAGUUCUUGAAUUCAUCUUAUGUCCCUGUUCUUCGUCAACUUGAAUCAGCUAACCUGCAGAAAUUCUACUUUGAGAAUAAUAUGGCAAAUGCAACAAAAGACACCAACAAUAUGAAAUUCAGGAACCCUAAGUAUUUAUCAAUGUUGAAUCAUCUUAGAUUCUAUUUACCAGAGAUGUAUCCAAAGUUGCACAGAGUGUUGUUUCUUGACGACGACAUUGUUGUUCAGAGAGAUCUAACUGGAUUAUGGAAUAUCGAUAUGGAUGGAAAGGUGAACGGUGCAGUUGAGACAUGCUUUGGUUCAUUCCAUCGAUAUGCACAGUACAUGAAUUUCUCGCAUCCUCUGAUAAAGGAGAAGUUUAACCCGAAAACAUGUGGAUGGGCAUACGGUAUGAACUUCUUCGAUUUGGAUGCUUGGAGGAAGGAGAAGUCCACUGAACAAUAUCAUUACUGGCAGAAUCUGGUUAGGUUUUAUUUAUUUGUUUUCCAUAAUGUUUCUUGUUUGAUUUAUUAAUUGAUUGAUUGCGUUUUGAAUGAUGAACUGCAGAAUGAGAAUCGAACCCUGUGGAAACUAGGGACAUUACCACCUGGUUUGAUAACGUUUUAUUCAACAACUAAGCCAUUGGAUAAAUCGUGGCAUGUUUUGGGUCUCGGUUACAAUCCAAGCAUAAGCAUGGAGGAAAUUGAAAACGCUGCGGUUGUGCACUUCAAUGGGAAUAUGAAACCAUGGCUCGAUAUCGGCAUGAACCAAUUUAAGCCACUAUGGACCAAGUAUGUUGAUUAUACAAACGAAUACAUUCAAGCCUGCAAUUUUGGUGUAUGACUACAGGAGGAUGAUUCAAUAUGUUUGGUUUCGUUUGCAUUUAGUUUUUUUCGUUUCUUAAUAGAUUUUAUUAUUGCCUCUAGAUUACUCUAUUUGUUCAUAUUCUAUUACACUAUUAUAUUCCGUUC
Impatiens glandulifera is the source of this 1933-nucleotide messenger RNA. Its product is annotated as galacturonosyltransferase 8-like. The transcript is spliced from 3 exons. Bases 48 to 1496 code for a protein of 482 amino acids. Lineage: Eukaryota; Viridiplantae; Streptophyta; Magnoliopsida; Ericales; Balsaminaceae. The record is from RefSeq and is a predicted model, not a curated record. Gene Ontology annotation, molecular function: polygalacturonate 4-alpha-galacturonosyltransferase activity.